This is a messenger RNA of Solanum dulcamara, 1118 nucleotides long. RefSeq lists its product as uncharacterized. The record is from RefSeq and is a predicted model, not a curated record. Lineage: Eukaryota; Viridiplantae; Streptophyta; Magnoliopsida; Solanales; Solanaceae. Bases 275 to 904 code for a protein of 209 amino acids. The transcript has 5 exons.
UCACCCUUGGAAAAGGAAAAGGAAAAGAAAAAGAAAAAAAAAAGCACAAAAAACGAAAGAAAGAAAGGAGAACACUCCAAAAGCUCUUUUCUUUUUCAAUUCUUUCGGUCUCCCCAAUUUGCUUCUACGGAAGCUUUGUUCUGAUUCCCCACUCAAUUUUGCGUGGAAUUAGGCUUAAAUUGAUGUCGAAUUGAUUUAUUGAUGAUUAACCGAUCAUUGAAAGAUUGUGAUUGAGCUUAAUUUGUUCUUGUUUUGGGUAUAAUUUGAUUGAAAUAUGGUGUCGGCGAAUAAGGAAAUGGUUGUCUACUGCUUUGAUACUUUGGUAGCUCACUACAACAGAGAACAAGCUCCUCCUCCUGCUUUCGAUGAGGGUCAACACCCAUUGUUUGUGACUUGGAACAAGUUGGUGAAUGGUGGGGAGCCUCGUCUACGUGGAUGCAUCGGGACUCUGGAAGCUCGCUGCCUAAUUAAUGGUUUUAAGGAUUAUGCUCUGACAAGUGCUCUCAGGGACCACCGUUUCCCCCCAAUACAAGCUGGAGAAUUACCUUUUCUAGAAUGUACAGUUUCCAUCCUAACUAAUUAUGAAACUGCAGCCAACUACCUUGACUGGGAGGUGGGAAUGCAUGGAAUAAUUAUUGAAUUUACUGACCCUGAUUAUAAAGCAAGGAGAAGUGCCACAUACCUACCUGAGAUUGCUGCUCAUGAAGGCUGGACAAAGAUUGAAGCAAUCGACUCUCUGGUAAGAAAAGCCGGUUACAAUGGAAUUAUAACUGAAUCACUGAGGAAGCGAAUCCAUCUAACUCGUUACCAGAGCACGUUAUUUACUAUGCACUAUGGUGAAUAUGUGGCCUAUGUGAAGAAUAGUAGAGGUGUCACUCCAACUAUUAAUGGUGUGAAACCUUGAGAGUGUGGAUUUUUGGGAAGCACCAUCUACUGAGAUCAGUAGAUAAUUUUAGUUGACUGGGUUGGAAUAACUUGUUUUGAAUUCCAGUCAGUAAUUGUUGUCACAAGUGCUUACAUUAUUCUUCUAAAUCGCAUUUGGUAAAAAUAAUUCAAGUUUGACCACUUCAACAAAGUGCAUUUGUGAUUAACUAAAUGAUGUAAUAUAAUUAAUUGUC